AUGUUUUUUAAUGAGACGAAUUCUAAUAAAGUGAACACUAUUACUUUAGAUAAUAAUGUGUAUUUUGAUGAAACGAACAAAGUUAAUAUAAAUGACGGUGAUUCCAAUUUAUGGGAUCCUAAAGAUAUGAGAGAACCAUCUGUAUAA
This is a messenger RNA of Funneliformis caledonium, 147 nucleotides long. NCBI's taxonomy places the organism in Eukaryota, Fungi, Glomeromycota, Glomeromycetes, Glomerales, Glomeraceae. The record is from the annotation of a GenBank genome assembly.